Messenger RNA from Falco peregrinus (peregrine falcon), 1622 nucleotides. It is a transcript of the gene VSNL1, whose product is annotated as visinin like 1. Gene Ontology annotation, molecular function: calcium ion binding. The record is from RefSeq and is a predicted model, not a curated record. The transcript has 4 exons. The coding region runs from base 203 to 778 and encodes 191 amino acids. NCBI's taxonomy places the organism in Eukaryota, Metazoa, Chordata, Aves, Falconiformes, Falconidae.
GGUCCUGCAGUGCGGGGCGGGCGGCCGGCGCGCGGGGCGGAGCGGGGGCGCGCGCGGCGGCGGCGGCGCGAAGUGAGCUGCGGCGCGAGCGGCGGGCGGGCGCGCACCGAGGCGCCGUCCCUCCGGCCCCAGCACCCCGGCGGGACCCCGCGGCCCAGCGCCCUCCUCCGCACCGCGGACAGCUCUCGGCGCCUGCAGCAGAAUGGGGAAACAGAAUAGCAAGCUGGCCCCUGAGGUGAUGGAGGACCUGGUGAAAAGCACGGAGUUCAAUGAACACGAGCUAAAACAGUGGUACAAAGGAUUUCUAAAGGACUGUCCAAGCGGUAGACUGAACCUUGAGGAGUUUCAGCAGCUCUACGUAAAAUUCUUUCCUUAUGGAGAUGCUUCAAAGUUUGCCCAGCACGCCUUCCGAACCUUUGAUAAAAAUGGAGAUGGGACCAUUGACUUCAGAGAGUUCAUUUGCGCGCUGUCCAUCACCUCACGAGGCAGUUUUGAGCAAAAGCUAAACUGGGCCUUCAACAUGUACGACUUGGAUGGUGAUGGUAAAAUUACAAGAGUGGAAAUGCUGGAAAUUAUAGAGGCCAUCUACAAAAUGGUGGGCACUGUGAUAAUGAUGAAGAUGAAUGAGGAUGGUCUGACGCCUGAGCAACGGGUAGACAAGAUCUUCAGUAAGAUGGAUAAGAACAAAGAUGACCAGAUCACACUGGAUGAAUUCAAAGAAGCUGCAAAGAGUGAUCCAUCCAUUGUAUUACUCCUGCAGUGUGACAUUCAAAAAUGAGCUUGUGUACAAUGAGUCAUAGACUGCACAGAAGUUUAAUGUUCCAUUCAGUUUGCAGCUAUUUCCACACACACAAAAAUUUGCUUGGACUACCUAUAAAUGGACUUGCUUCUUGUGUUUGAAACACUUGUGUGCAUGAGAAUGUCAUUUGCUAAAGAAUUUUAAAAGUAUAUAUUAUAAAAAUAAACUGCCACAACGUGAUGUUUGCAAUGUCAUUUCAUAACAACCCUAUUCCUCUGAAGCCUGUGCAGCAGUCCUGUGCUGCAGUGAAUUAUAUUAUUUAUUGUUCAUGUUUUACUGAUGCUAGCUCUGUGUCCUCCUAGACUGAGUAAUGUUAGUGACACUGAAUUCCCAUGGCAAUGUUAACUGUUUAUUAUAAAUCAUGUCACCAUUCUGCUGUAAAGUAGUACUGGACAGACAGAGGGGAAGAGUUCCUCAGCUCUUAAGUCUGAUCCACACAUGUGCUUGUAUUGUCAGUGGAUAUAAAUGUACUUCAUUUGCAUGCCUUUUAGGUUUGCCUUAAUUCUUACCUCAUUUGCAUCCCUUCAAUCUGGAAAGAGCUAUGUCAGAGGAAUGCAGUAUAUUAAAAAAAAAAAAAAAAAAAAUCCUGCUAAAAUGAUCCCUUUAAUUAAAAACAUAUAUAAAUAUAUAUAUAUAUAAUGUUUAAAAUAUUGUUUUAUUGGAAGUUUAAAGGUUUUAUUGGAAGUGUAUUGAUCUCUGCCUGAAUUUUCAAAAGCUUCCACAGAGGUUGCAAUAUAUAUGUCCCAAAAUAAAUUUAUAACAUUUGACCUUUUCCCCUAAUUCUUAUUUCAUAUCUUCAGCAUGGUAAUAGAAAAAAAGUUCA